UCGAGGCACAACCUCUUAUCCAUGUACAUGACACCGAGUCGCAGGGUGAGAUUCUGUCCAUAGAGGCACAACCUGCAGUGGUUAAGAGUCGGAAGAGGAAGAGAAAGCCUCCUGUAUGGUUCGGUGACUAUACGGAGAUGAAGAGGAGACAUAGGCCAUCUUCGACUUUUGAUCCCUGGAGCCACCGGAUGAGAAAUUGUUAACCACUUUCCGAAAGUGGUGUGUUGGACUCAUUCCGAACCACCGACUUCGGGAUUUGAGAAGUGGUGAUUACGGUCCAGGAUUCUUUUGGAUAAUGCUCACACCAAAGGAAUGGCUUACAGAUGACCAUAUAGAUGCAGCAAUGCAUAUGCUGAGGAGGCGACGCACCGACUAUCCACUGACAUUUCCUCAGAAGGGUAUCAUUCUCUCCACAUUCGUGACCGCCAUGAUCAGCAGUGCAUGGACGAGCCACAAGGGUCCGAGGAAAAACUUUAAAUGGGAGGAAUAUAUCCUGGACUACUGCACAGGGUUUCAUAAGUCCCAAGUCUUUGAGAGAUGGAGGGGUAACGAGUUUAUUUACUUCGUUCUGCACCUUCCCACGGCAAGACACUGGGUCACAGUUGAAGUCGACAUAGAGCUGUGGAAAAUUAAUGUCUACGACUGUGAUUCCAGCGUCUGUCAUUGGACCGCCAUGGAACCCAUCUUGAAGGUUUGGUCAGAACUGCUGCCCUCGCUAAUCCUUGCAACCGGGGAAUUUCCACAUAACAACCAGAUCAUGGCGUUAGCUAACGGUGACAUCACGGUGCUUCCAAAAAUGCACGCGACUCGAGCCACUCACGACUUAGUUCCGAAGUCAGCAACCAGUGGUGAUUGUGGCGUGUAUUGCAUUGACUAUGUGGAGCAUCUCAUGAUGCAGCGUGGAUUGACCGAUGUGACGCCAGACCGGAUAGCCAUGUUUCGUCAACGGUGGUGUGUCGAUUUAUUUUACCAAAAUGUCGGCUGAUUAUAUGUGUAAUUAUUGGGACAUUGUAUAUUUUGUGUAAUUAACAUUACAGUUAUGUAUAUAUAGAUUUUCUUUUCGUUCAAA
Messenger RNA from Cannabis sativa, 1069 nucleotides. RefSeq lists its product as uncharacterized. Gene Ontology annotation, biological process: proteolysis. Gene Ontology annotation, molecular function: cysteine-type peptidase activity. The record is from RefSeq and is a predicted model, not a curated record. The coding region runs from base 296 to 985 and encodes 229 amino acids. The transcript is spliced from 4 exons. NCBI's taxonomy places the organism in Eukaryota, Viridiplantae, Streptophyta, Magnoliopsida, Rosales, Cannabaceae.